AUGAGAAAUGAUCGAGACAAUCUCUUAAGACCGGUGCAUUCUCAGGAUGAGCGACCUAAGUCGUCUACUCUAUCGGGAUCACAAGGGCAGCGUUUGAUAGAUAAACCGGCGGCACCUUGCUCGCCAAAGCGGCCGUUAGAGCCCAGGCAGCUCCGGUACAACAAGUGGCAGCUGAUGUUUGACCUCCUUAGUGCCAUCUCUGCUCUGCCUUUUGUGGCUUUGGCUCUGGUUGCCAUGAUAUUUAAUUCGAGAUCAGUAGACGAACAUGACUGGGAUGAUCUCCAGAUCGCAAUGAAAACGUCGGUCACAAUCUUUCCUUUAAUAUAUUCCGCCGUAAUCGGCCGUGCCAUACGGCAGAUUGCUAAACAAAAUCUCGAACGUGGAUCGACUCUCGGAAGACUUGAGCAGCUUAAUAAAAGUACGACGGUGUUCGGUGCCAUCUCAACACCGUUAAUUCUUAAGUCCUGGAAUAUCCUGGGCCUCGUACUCGUGCUUAUCUGGCUGAUUUCCCCCUUGGGCGGACAGGCGUCACUGUAUCUUAUCCGUCCACAGACUCUCGAACACGUCGAGCGGCAGGAAGUUCAAUAUCUUGACAUUAACGGCCUCUCCAAGGCUCCAAACCUAUCUUCAUUCCCGAGGCUUACAAACGCUUUGGAAGCGAUGUUUCUGGCCUGCCUGAUCGCGCCGGUAAGUGUGAAGGAGGCGGAUAGUGAUGCGUGGGGUAAUGCCAAGAUACCUUUACUUCGAAGCCUUGUUCGGAAUAAUACAGCUCAGAGUGAGGGAUGGUUUAAACCCGCAGGCAAUAGCAUCACCUAUUCUUCACUUGUCGGAGUGCCCAUGUUCGGGAUAUCAUCGAGAGGCAACAGCACCUUUCAACUACAGACCUCUUACAUUGAUACAGACUGCUUCGAACUCGGCGAGCCACCUGAUGAGCUUGUCUAUGAGUAUAAGGGCCAGAGCGGCAAGUUUCGAAUCUAUCCAGCGGCCCCGUGGAAUGCCACCAGGUCAGUCAAUGCGUCAGUUGCUCCCGACAUACAUGUGCUUUCGGGGUACGGAAGAGAGGCUACAAAUGGCGCUAUGAUAACCUGUCAUCUGACAAACGUGUAUGUCGAAUUAAAGGUGCUUUGUUCUGGGUCGAACACCACAGCCCAAUCUCAACGCAGCUGCCGGGUGACAGCCAUCCGGGAGAGUGUCGAAACACAUCAGUCUUCCUCCCUGCCGCCGUUGAUGUAUCCCGACUUUAACGUUCGGGAUACCUUUGCACAGGGUCUAGUCAAUGCGUCUCUAUCAGUAAAUAGGAAACUCAGUACAUACACUGAGGCAUAUCUUCAAAAUAUUGACGCAGCGGAAACGAUCCCGCUACCAAAAUACCUCUUGAAAACGCCUUUGCAUGACAUAUCUGAUCAUCUAACUCAGAUCAUGAACACGUUUUACUUGGGCAGUAUCGCUUUACCCUUUGUUACCUUGGGGCCGAAUCUUCCCUCCGAGGGCAACUACUCCAAGUAUUCAGAGGCGUAUGAGGCCUUCGACCGCUCCUCGUUAGCCAGUCUAGUAGCCGAAAGAGCCUAUCGGGAUACAACUGCUACAUACGUUGUGAACUGGGGAUGGGCGGCUGUACUUUUACUGGCAAGUCUGGUUCUCAUUGGGGCAUCUGUUGUGAGCUUUUUGGUAGCACGCCAAAGCUUGAAUCCUGACAUCAUUGGGUAUGCUUCAACUCUGACGCGCGAGGCUCCUUACCUACCGCUUCCUUCCGCGGCCAGCGCGCUGAGUGGAUACGAACGGGCAAGGUGGUUGAAAGACGUUCGAAUUCGAUUUGGCGAUGUACAGCCGGAAUCUACAGUUGGCAGGUUGGCCAUUAGCACGCCUGACUUGGCUGACAGGUCACGCAAAGGCAGGCUCUACUUUUGA
Molecule: messenger RNA, 1908 nt
Organism: Aspergillus oryzae RIB40
Lineage: Eukaryota; Fungi; Ascomycota; Eurotiomycetes; Eurotiales; Aspergillaceae
Exons: 2
Coding region: 1-1908 (635 amino acids)
Source: RefSeq, a predicted model, not a curated record